Cornus florida is the source of this 4521-nucleotide messenger RNA. RefSeq lists its product as uncharacterized. Lineage: Eukaryota; Viridiplantae; Streptophyta; Magnoliopsida; Cornales; Cornaceae. The record is from RefSeq and is a predicted model, not a curated record. The transcript has 4 exons. Bases 1222 to 4290 code for a protein of 1022 amino acids.
UCUAAAAACUUCUAACCCUAAUCCCUCCCUUCUUAAGAGCUCCACUUUUCUCUCUCUCUCUUAAGUAAUUAGCUUAUAUUGUUGUUAAUUUCUUAAGUAAAGAUGAACAAUUGCAUAUAUGUUUUGGGUUUUUCUCCAUUCUACUCUUUCUUGAACGAAUCAGCUCCAACUACUGCAUAUAUAAUUUCUGGUAUGUUGUUGCCGAUUUUGGGGCUUCUGAUUUUUGAAGGAAAUAGGGUAAUGUUGUUACCGAUUUUUGGUAUGUUGUUGCCGAUUUUGGGGCUUCUGAUUUUUGAAGGAAAUAGGGUAAUGUUGUUGCCGAUUUUCGGUAUGUUGUUGCCGAUUUUGGGGUCUUAUGAUUUUGAGGCUUUCAUGUUGGUUCUGCUGCUUUGGCUUAUUUGUUUUCUAAACAGAUGGGUUUUUAUUGUUCUUAUAUUGUAGUUUGUAUUUUUGUGGCUUGUAUUAUGUUAAUAGGGUCUCUUUCUUAAGAAUUCAUUGAUUGGUGAGAUACAUGGGUUCUUCCAAUUUGUCGUAUUCUUUAAAUUCCAGCAACUUUUGUUAUGGAUGUGAACCCUAACUUUUGGUUUUAGUGUUCACAAAACAGAUCAACUAGUCAAGCCAUAACUUUUUGUCAUGAAUUAAAGUAAACUUGUAUGUAUUAAAACUGAAAAGGAAAAAGGAAAAGAAAACUGAAAACUGAAAAAGGAAAAGAAAACUGUAAAAGGAAAAGGAAAAGAAAUCCAAUGCAUUAAACUUGUAUUUAUAGUUAAAACCAACACUCUCUCUCAUAUGUAUUAUUCUUCAUGAGGAUAAUAAAUAAUUUUUAUUACUUUGUUACUUUUGUAACUUUGUUAUAAUAUAUUUAUUAUUUUCUAGAGAUUCAUGUAUAAUUUCUUUCAUUAGGUUAUAGAAUCUAUCAUAAUGGACAGAAGUUGGAUUACGGAGUCAAGGUACUUUAAAUUUUAGUCUCGUCAAUUUUCAAAAAAAUAAUAAAUAAAUAAAGCUUAAUUCUCAUUUUGGUUUAGAUAUUUACGAUAAAUUCAUUUUUACUUUUGUCUUUCUUACUAUACAAAUAGGAUAAGUACUACAUACUCGAAUGGAGUUGAACAAUUUCUAGAUACAUCGUUUGAGCGAGUUAGGCAGAGUGGACGCAUAUAUUGUCCUUGUAACAAUUGUGGGAAUUGUAUCAAGAAAACACGACAAGAAGUUUUGGAUGACUUGAUGUGGAAUGGGUUUAUCCAAACAUACACAACUUGGAUUUAUCAUGGAGAACAAUUACCUUCGUCUUCUAGGCAUAAUGAUGGGCACACCUUAUACGAGCACAUCGACUCCAAUGUAAAUAAUGAUGACAUGCACGAACUCUUAUAUGAGGGUUUUGGAAUUCAAAAUGAAAUGGGUGAACAAGCUGAUAGGGAAAAUGAGUAUCAUCAGGGCCCUAAUGAAGAGGCAGAUAAGUUUUACAAGCUUCUAGAUGAUGGAAAAACAGAUCUAUAUCCUGGGUGUAAAAACUUUACGAAGUUGUCUUUUAUAGUGAAACUAUAUUUGUUGAAAACUUUGCAUCAUUGGACUGAGAAAUCAUUUAGUGAGUUGCUAAUGUUUUUUAAAGAUGUACUACCAGAAGGUGAGACACUGCCAAAAUCUUUUUACGAGACAAAAAAGAUAAUUAGUAACUUAGGUCUCAAGUAUGAUAAGAUUGAUGCAUGUCCCUUUGAUUGUAUGUUGUACUGGAAGGAGCACGCCAAUGAUGAAACAUGUCAUAAAUGUGGCAAGUCUAGGUGGAAGGAUUUUAACACUCAUUCCGAGGGCAGUACAAGUACAUCACCCCCAUCAAAAAAGACAAAAAUUCCAGCCAAAGUUAUAAGGUAUUUCCCUCUUAAGUCAAGACUUCAACGGUUGUUCAUGUCAAAUAAGACAGCUUCAGAUAUGCGAUGGCAUGAGGAAGAACGCAUAAAAGAUGGAAAAUUAAGACAUCCUGCUGACUCUCUAGCGUGGGAUCAUUUUGACAAAAAGUAUCCAGAGUUUGCUAGGGACUCUAGAAAUGUUAGACUUGGCCUAGCAUCAGACGGUUUCAACCCAUUUAGGACUAUGAGUAUUGCACAUAGUACAUGGCCUGUUGUUCUUGCUGUAUACAACUUGCCAGGGUGGAUGUGCAUGAAACAACCUUUUUUCAUACUGUCCACCUUAAUCCCUGGUCCUAAGGGUCUUGGAAAUGAUAUUGAUAUAUAUUUGCAGCCCUUGAUAGAAGAAUUAAAGGAAUUGUGGGUUGAAGGGGUGGAUACCUAUGAUACGUCGAGAAAAGGGAUGUUUCGCAUGCAUGCAGCGUUAUUGUGGACUAUAAGUGACUUUCUUGCUUUUGCAAACUUAUCUGGUUGGAGCACAAAGGGGUAUUUGGCUUGUCCAGUUUGUCUUAAAGACACUUGUUCUUGUAGGUUAAAGCAUAGCAAAAAAAUUUGUUAUACAGGCCAUAGGCAUUUUGUUGAGCAAUGUCAUAGAUUCAGACGCAAUAAAGCAGCUUUUGAUGGAACAGAAGAGACUAGGUGUGCACCACCUAUGUUAUCUGGAACAGAAGUGCUACAUGAACUAGAGGGCAUUAGCUUUCCAGCAUUUGGGAAAGGGGAUGAUAGCAAGGGGAAUGCUGCACAAGUGGAUGAAAUGGAUGAAAAUCCAAUGUUCAAUUGGAGGAAGAAGAGUAUAUUUUUUGAAUUGCCUUAUUGGGAGCACCUUCUUAUUCGUCAUAAUCUUGAUGUGAUGCAUAUUGAGAAGAAUAUAUGCGACAAUGUAUUUUAUACUUUGAUGAAUGAACCGGGUCGAGGAAAGGAUGGUUUAAAAUCAAGACUCGACUUGCAGGAGAUGCAAAUAAGGCAUUCACUUCACCCCCAGGAACGUGGUGCAAACAAAUAUUAUUUGCCUUCAGCAAGUUACACAUUUUCUCCACUUGAAAAGAAAAUCUUUUGUCGGGCGUUGAAAAAAGUUAAAGUUCCAGAUGGAUAUGCAGCUAACAUAUCACGUUGUGUGAAAUUGAAAGAGCGUAAAAUUAGCGGUUUAAAGAGCCAUGAUUCCCAUAUCCUAAUGCAACAACUAUUACCAGUAUCCAUUCGCAAGCUAUUGCCAAAGAAUGUAUGCUCUACACUUGUUGAGUUGAGUAACUUUUAUAAGGAAUUAUGUUCAAAAACUCUCAUACCGGCUGAGUUGGACAAUUUGCAAAAUAAGAUUGCUUUAACACUUUGUAAAUUGGAAAUGAUAUUCCCACCAUCUUUUUUUGAUGUGAUGGUCCACUUAUCAAUUCACUUAGCUCAGGAAGCAAAGAUCGCAGGACCAGUGCAAUAUCGUUGGAUGUAUCCAUUUGAGAGGUAUCUUUUAACCUUAAAAAAUUAUGUGCGCAAUAGAAGUCGCCCAGAGGGUUCAAUUGCAGAAGGGUAUUUAGCUGAGGAAUGCUUAAAUUUUUGUUCAAGAUACCUAGCAAACGUGGAGACAAGGUUCAAUAGACCCUCAAGGAAUGAUGACAACCUUGAUGAAGGAGAAGAGAUGUCUACUUUUGGCCCUAGAGGUCGUGCCUUAGGAAAACAGGAGAUGAUUGUUUUAGAUGAUGAUUGUCAAACGCAAGCUCAUCGGUAUGUGUUAUUUAACUACGACGGAGCUACACAAUUCAUUGAAAAGCAUAAGAAAUUUCUUAAAAGAAGGCAACGGAAUUUAAAGCCACGACAAAUACAAUCAAUGUCUCAUCUAUCAUUUCAUAAGUGGUUUAAUGAAUGUCUGCGGAAUACGGAGGAUCCUAUCCCUAAUGAGAUUCGAUGGCUAGCUCGGGGUCCUAAUGUCGUUUCCAAACGAUUUAAGUCGUUCGUGAUUAAUGGGUUUAAGUUUAAUGUUAGAGAUCGUGAUAAUCAGAGGAAGACCCAAAAUAGUGGUGUUGUUUUAAAAGCACACACAUCAAGUUAUGCAAGAGCCAGUGAUCAAAAUCCUAUUGUAGGAAAUGUUCAUUACUUCGGAUUAUUGAUUGAUAUCAUUGAGUUGGACUACAAUGAAGAAAGGAAGGUUGUAUUGUUCAAGUGUGAUUGGUUUGAUGUACUCUCUAAGGGUAGAGGGAUAAAGGAGGAUGAUUUUGGGUUUACACUCGUUAAUUUUUCACGUGUAAUGCGAACUGACGAACCAUUCAUUCUAGCAUCUCAGGCUGAGCAAGUGUUUUAUGUUCAAGACCCAGUUGAUACAGAUUGGCAUGUUGUUAUAGGGACAAAACCUCGUGAUUUAUAUGAUAUUCCUGAAGAUGAUACUGAGACCUAUGGAUUUGAGUAACCAUUUAGUUCUCUACACUCGGAUGCAACUGAUGAUCACAUUUAUUGGGAUAGAGGUGAUGUGCUUGGAACAAUGGUUGAUAAAUCUUCAUCAGCAAACACGGAAAAAGAAGAUAUUUCGGAUGAAUAACAUACUUAGAAUGAUGAUAAUUUUUUCUUAAAUGUUGCAUUUUCUUAUUUUCAUCUUCUUUUUGGCUUCGUGCUUAUGGAAUAUUAUGAUUUUUUUUCCAUC